Messenger RNA from Echinops telfairi (small Madagascar hedgehog), 1519 nucleotides. It is a transcript of the gene POLR2C, whose product is annotated as RNA polymerase II subunit C. Gene Ontology annotation, cellular component: RNA polymerase II, core complex. Lineage: Eukaryota; Metazoa; Chordata; Mammalia; Afrosoricida; Tenrecidae. Gene Ontology annotation, biological process: DNA-templated transcription. Gene Ontology annotation, molecular function: protein dimerization activity; DNA-directed RNA polymerase activity; DNA binding. The transcript is spliced from 9 exons. Bases 71 to 898 code for a protein of 275 amino acids. The record is from RefSeq and is a predicted model, not a curated record.
CAGCGGCAGCAGCAGCCCCGGCGCAGUUGCAGUUCGUUCACUGCGGAGGCCGAGCCCGGGGAGUAACGUCAUGCCGUACGCUAACCAGCCUACUGUGCGCAUCACGGAGCUUACCGACGAGAAUGUCAAGUUCAUCAUCGAAAAUACGGAUUUAGCGGUGGCCAAUUCUAUCCGGAGGGUCUUCAUCGCCGAGGUACCCAUCAUAGCCAUCGACUGGGUCCAGAUUGAUGCCAAUUCCUCGGUCCUGCACGACGAGUUCAUUGCUCACAGACUGGGGUUAAUCCCCCUCAUUAGCGACGACAUUGUGGACAAGCUGAAGUACUCCCGGGAGUGCUCCUGUGAAGAGUUCUGCCCCGAGUGCUCAGUGGAGUUCACCUUGGAUGUGCGGUGCAAUGAGGACCAGACACGCCACGUCACCUCCCGAGACCUCAUCUCCAACAGUUCCCGCGUCAUCCCGGUUACAUCCCGAAACCGUGACAGUGACCCCAACGAGUACGUGGAGCAGGACGACAUCCUCAUCGUCAAGCUCAGGAAGGGGCAGGAGCUGAGACUGCGCGCCUAUGCCAAGAAGGGCUUUGGCAAGGAGCACGCCAAGUGGAACCCUACUGCAGGGGUGGCGUUCGAGUACGAUCCUGACAAUGCCCUGAGGCACACCGUCUACCCCAAGCCAGAGGAAUGGCCGAAGAGCGAGUACUCGGAGCUGGAUGAGGAUGAGUCCCAGGCGCCCUACGACCCCAAUGGCAAGCCAGAGAGGUUUUACUACAACGUGGAGUCCUGUGGCUCUCUGCGCCCCGAAACCAUUGUCCUCUCAGCCCUGUCUGAGUUGAAGAAGAAGCUGAGUGAUCUGCAGACCCAGUUAAGCUGCGAGAUCCAGAGUGAUGUCCUGACCAUCAACUAGCUGCCCUGCUCCCGACAGCCAGACCUCUGCAGGCUGACCUGCUCGCAGGCCGUAGCACCACCUGGGCAUAGCACCACCUGGGCAGGGGCACGGUCCUUCCGUGGCAGGCAGGAGACCAAGGAAGCUUUUGAGUAUGAGGCAGACCUGCUCUCUCGGACGUUUGGCAUCUUGGUCCACGUUCGGGUGCCAGAAAUGCUACUAGAAACCCCACAUCUCCCCCUCCUCGCCCCUCCCAUGCCCCAGGGGCACCCCGUUAGCCCAGCCAGACCCCCUUCCCAUUGAUGGCCAGCUCCAUCCAGGUGCUGCCAGUCCUCUCCCAGGCUCCUCAACCCUUGGAAGAGGGGAGCCCCCCACCCCUUGUCCCUCCCCAGAGAAGAAGCUCAUGGCCCUGUUGUUGCAUCAGUAACAAGUCCCUUCGCUGCCGGGAGCUUGAGGCACUCUGCCCCGUUUCAGUCUCCUUCCCUUGGAGCCUGGCCCUGGUCCUUCACACCAGCUCCAGGGAGCAACCUGUUCAGAGCAGGCAAUCAGGCUGCCAGUGAGUGCAGAAAGGAAGGGCUAGCAACUGAGUCACCACUGUCUUUGUAAAGUUUUUUAUUUUUGGCAAUAAAGAGCACAACAUCA